This is a messenger RNA of Cannabis sativa, 1872 nucleotides long. Its product is annotated as cyclin-D3-1. Gene Ontology annotation, molecular function: cyclin-dependent protein serine/threonine kinase regulator activity. Gene Ontology annotation, biological process: regulation of cyclin-dependent protein serine/threonine kinase activity; mitotic cell cycle phase transition. The transcript is spliced from 4 exons. The coding region runs from base 241 to 1362 and encodes 373 amino acids. The record is from RefSeq and is a predicted model, not a curated record. Gene Ontology annotation, cellular component: cytoplasm; cyclin-dependent protein kinase holoenzyme complex; nucleus. Lineage: Eukaryota; Viridiplantae; Streptophyta; Magnoliopsida; Rosales; Cannabaceae.
AUUGAAGCCUAUCUCUCUCCCUCUCUUUUCUCACUCACUGCACUACAAAAUAAAAGGAGUCUCAGCUCGAUAGACGUAGAGAGAGAAAGUUAGGGACACUCAGAGAAGAGAUGAGACUGAGAAGAACCAAAGAACACUGAGUUUUUCUUACUUUUCUUUUUCUCUCUAACAUAAAACAGAGUGAGUGAGUGUGAGAGAGAACUCUGAAACCUCAUCUCUUUGAAGAAGAAGAAGAAGAAAAUGGCAAUGAAUGUAGAAGAAGAGCAACAAAACCCUUCUCUAUCUUUACUUGACACUCUCUACUGUGAAGAAGAGAAAUGGGAAGAUGAAGAAGAUGAUAAGAGUGAAGUUUACAGCACUAAUAAUGAUAAUAACCCUUCUCUGUUUCCUCUGUUCUUACUUGAACAAGACCUGUUUUGGGAAGACGAAGAGCUUCUCUCUCUUUUUACCAAAGAAGAGCAGCUUAAACAAACUCAUUACUAUCUAUUCCCGCACUCUUCUUCUACACUCAGUCUGGUUCGUCGUCAGGCUGUAGAAUGGGUUCUAAAAGUCAAUGCCCAUUAUGGUUUUACAGCUCUCACUGCUGUUUUAGCCAUUAACUACUUGGACAGGUUUCUCUCAAGCCUAAAUUUUCAGAGUGAUAAGCCAUGGAUGGUUCAGCUCGUGGCUGUAACUUGUCUCUCUUUAGCUGCAAAAGUUGAAGAAACUGAAGUCCCUCUUCUUCUAGAUCUCCAAGUGAGUGAUGCAAAAUACAUGUUUGAAGCCAAAACAAUUCAAAGAAUGGAGCUUUUAGUACUUUCAACUCUCCAAUGGAAGAUGCACCCAGUGACUCCCCUUUCAUUCCUCGACCAUAUCAUAAGGAGGCUUGGAUUGAAAUCCCAUCUCCAUUGGGAGUUUCUCAGGCGCUGUGAACGUCUUCUCCUCUCUCUAGUCUCAGAUUCAAGAUUCGUCUGUUACCUUCCAUCUGUAUUGGCUACUGCAACUAUGAUGAGAGUCAUUGACCAUGUUGAGCCAUGUAAAGCCAUUGAUUACCAAAACCAGCUUCUGGGUGUUCUUAAAAUAAACAAGGAAAAAGUAAACGACUGCUACAAACUCAUAAUCGAGCUUUCCAACGCCUAUAACAACCCACUUAAACGCAAGAACGAGGUAGUUCCAGGUAGCCCAAGUGGCAUUAUCGACGCCAUUUUCAGCUCAGAUAACUCAAAUGAUUCGUGGUCAGCUGAAUCUUCAGUAUCUUCUUCUCCAAAGGGUCGACAGAAUUUGUUCAAGAAGAUCAGAACCAGUGAGGACGAUAAUCAGAAGAUGAGAAUGCCUUCGGCGCUUAGCCGAGUCUUUGUCGACAUUGUUGGAAGCCCUCCUUAAGAAAAAAGUAAAAGAAAAAGUAAAGAAAGAACGUCGUCGUUUUCUCAUUUUGAAUCUAUGAUUGAAGAAAAAAAAAAAAGAGGAAAAAGAAAGAAACAAAAAAGACUCCAUAUUUAAUUUAUGGUAAUUAAUAUCUCAUUUCAAUGCAUGGGAUUUAUUAGCCUAUUAUUUAGGCAUGCUUUUUUCUCCACCUUUCAUUCCCAUUUCUUCUUUGAUUUUCCAACAAUGCCCUUUCUGUGGAAAAGGCUUGAGGGAGAGUUAAGCAAUGGUGAUAGGUGGCAAAAUGGCAUUUCAUGAUAUGAGAGAAGAGGGGCAAAAGAGGCAUUAGAUAUAAAGAUGAGCAUUUGUGUAUAAUAAAGGGAAAAAAAAAAGGAAAAGAAAGUCUACUUCUUCUCUCUCUAUAUAUUCGAUGGUUUUGGGCAAAACUCUCUCUAACUUUUGGACCAUACCCCUUUUAUUUGGACAAUAUAUUAUUUAUGUGAUAAAUAAAUUCAAAACAAAUUUUGAACA